Candida dubliniensis CD36 is the source of this 990-nucleotide messenger RNA. RefSeq lists its product as uncharacterized. Gene Ontology annotation, cellular component: mitochondrion. Bases 1 to 990 code for a protein of 329 amino acids. Gene Ontology annotation, molecular function: electron transfer activity; flavin adenine dinucleotide binding. The transcript has a single exon. NCBI's taxonomy places the organism in Eukaryota, Fungi, Ascomycota, Pichiomycetes, Serinales, Debaryomycetaceae. The record is from RefSeq and is a predicted model, not a curated record.
AUGGCAUCGUACAUUGCAAAGAGAUUGUUUUCCAGGAGUAGAGUUAGAUUAGAUACGCUUGCAUUGGUAGAAGGUGUGAGCAAUGGUGUUUCUCCCGCAUCAUUGUCUACAAUUACUGCUGCCACCGAGAUUGGGGAACCGGUGACGGCCAUCGUUUUUGGGAGUAAUGGAGAUUCAGUUGCUGAGGCAGUGGCCAAAACCGAAGGUGUUUCUAAAGUGUUAGUUGCCAAAGACGGGGAAUACGACCACUGUUUGGCAGAAAAGGUUUCACCUUUGCUUAAGAAGAUUAUUGAAGACCAGAAGUUUACCCACUUUUUAACUGCCGGCUCGUCGAUUGGCAAAUCAGUACUUCCAAGAUUAGGAGCUUUGCUUGAUGUGCAGCCCGUAUCUGAAAUUAUCAAGGUUGUUGAUCCAACUACGUUUGUGCGUCCAAUCUAUGCCGGUAACGCAUUGGCUACAGUGAAAUCAAAAGACAGUAUUAUUCUUGCAUCCGUGAGAGCAUCGGCGUUCCCGCCAGCUGAGGUUGGUGGCGCUACUGCUCCCGUCGAGCAAGUCACCGAAUCUGUUGAAUCAGGCAAUAGUGCCGAGUUUGUGUCUGAACAAAUUGUCAAAUCCGAAAGACCAGAGUUGGGGCUGGCCACACGAGUGGUGUCUGGAGGUCGUGGGUUAAAGAAUAAAGAGACGUUUGACCAGUUGAUUGAUCCGUUAGCCACCAAGUUGAAUGCUGCCAUUGGUGCAUCCAGAGCAGCAGUUGAUUCAGGGUUCUGUGACAAUUCCUUACAAGUUGGUCAAACAGGUAAGAUUGUUGCUCCAGAUUUGUAUAUAGCUGUUGGUAUCUCUGGUGCUAUACAACACUUGGCAGGUAUGAAAGAUUCAAAAGUGAUUGUUGCUAUUAAUAAAGAUGCCGAUGCGCCAAUUUUCAAUGUUGCUGAUGUUGGGUUAGUUGGUGAUUUAAACGAGGUUAUUCCAGAGUUGACAAAGAAAUUGUAG